AUGCGAUUUGUUAAUCAUAAGGGUGUGUAUGUGUUGGAGCAACUUGGAGCGAAUGUUGAACCAGGUGCCAAAGAGACAAGUGCGAAGUACCGUCGCCAGUUAAGCAACUUAAAUAAUCAACCCCAUUUCGAACUUUCUUCAAACAAACAGAAUGGAUAUGCUGGACUCGAUGUCACCAAAGAAGCGAUCAAUCAUGCCAAAGCAAUCUUUGAUCUGAACCUGAAGACUGACCCUGUAUUUGAAGCAUUGGAUAAGAUAUUCCGCCGCUACAACAAGGCAGGCUUUCAAGUCAAGAUCAUCAAGUGUGAUUGGGCGUUCAUUCCUCUCACGGAUGAUGUGCUAGACAAUAUGGGUGUUACUAUUGACCCGACUGCAGCUGGAGACCACGAGCCUCCCGCUGAGCGAAACAAUAGGGCGUUGAAAGAAAGAGUCAGAGUAGCUCUUGCACGAUUACCCUACAAAGUGGUUCCAAAAGUGAUCACUGAAUGUCUUGGACGUCGAGCCGCCGAGCUAUUGAAUGUCUCAUCACAUUUCAGUCCGCAGCAACUCAUUGAUAAUGUCAAUAUCAACUACAAGAGAGACAUGGUUGCUGAACUUGGACAAUAUGUUCAUGCAAUUGGGACGGAUUCCAACAAUUCGAUGGAACCCCGAAGUAUUGAAGCAAUUUACAUUGAACCUACAAAGGGACAACGUACUGGGCACCGAGUGCUCAACCUCAAUACUAAGAAGAUGAUUUCCCGACCCAAGGUCGUUGUACUACCCGUUACCAAUCAAGUAAUCCAGCGUGUUGAAGCUUGGGCUGCUGCCGAAGGUGCUACUUCCAUGAAGUUCUUUGAUAAGAAGAGAGAUUUGGAGACAUUUCAAGAUGGCGAUCAAAUCGCAGGAGUGGAUGACACGGAACAAGGUUACUUAGAAGAAGCCUUUGAUCAGGACUAUGAACCU
Cylindrotheca closterium is the source of this 942-nucleotide messenger RNA. The record is from the annotation of a GenBank genome assembly. NCBI's taxonomy places the organism in Eukaryota, Bacillariophyta, Bacillariophyceae, Bacillariales, Bacillariaceae.